Messenger RNA from Auxenochlorella protothecoides, 396 nucleotides. RefSeq lists its product as hypothetical. The transcript has 3 exons. Gene Ontology annotation, molecular function: protein binding. The record is from RefSeq and is a predicted model, not a curated record. Lineage: Eukaryota; Viridiplantae; Chlorophyta; Trebouxiophyceae; Chlorellales; Chlorellaceae. Bases 1 to 396 code for a protein of 131 amino acids.
AUGCUGACCCUCCCGGAGCCUCUCCUCCUGCGCCUGGUCUGCUUCCUCUCCCCCGACGACACCCUGUCCCUCGCCCAGACCUGCCGGCAUCUGGCACGCCUGGCGGGCGAGGACCUGGUCUGGCGCCGGCACUUCCUUUACCGCUGGCCCGAUGCGGGCAUGCAGGACGAGGGCGCCACCCCCGCCUGGAAGGCACGCUACAUGGCGCGUGACCGCGCGGGCGUCGCCGCGGUUUCUGCCACGGGCCUGGACCCCGCGCUGGGCCCGCUGUACCGCCACAUGGCGGACUGGAACGCGGAGGAGGGGAUGGGCGGGCGCCUGGGCCGCGCUUUCUUCGCGGGCUACAACGCCGCCAACGCGGACGAGCUCAUGCUGCGGUUCGGGGUCCGGCUGUGA